Aspergillus saccharolyticus JOP 1030-1 is the source of this 533-nucleotide messenger RNA. RefSeq lists its product as uncharacterized. Bases 91 to 402 code for a protein of 103 amino acids. Lineage: Eukaryota; Fungi; Ascomycota; Eurotiomycetes; Eurotiales; Aspergillaceae. The transcript has a single exon. The record is from RefSeq and is a predicted model, not a curated record.
CAAGACUCAAUUGCUUUUCAACAAUACAUCCGACGAGCCAGUUGAAGAUGAUUCCUGGUACCAUUACUCUGUCUCUGUCUGAUUCGCACUAUGGCUGGAUUGACCGCCACAUUCACACGUACUGCAACCCAUCUUGUCCACCGUGAACACCAGAUCUGCCUACCAGAUCCGUUUGUGCUGGUACCAUUCGAUCAAUUGCAACAUCAUUGCAUCCCGAUAAAUGCGGCCAAGUUCUACGAGUCCGACUCCUCAGGUGACCUCAUUCCGAUAGACCGGCAGAGCCGAGCCAUCAGCCGUGUCCUGGACUCUUAUCCUCAGUUGACCGGUCGAAUGCAUAUCGACCCCGACACUGAUGUCCGAUCCGUGACCAGGCUGGAAACUGGCGUGCAUCUGAUUAAUUGAGCUGCACACAAGCUCGGAAGGUGGAUCGCCGCGCAGCCGAACAAGCCCCAUAUCAGGUCGAACUUUGAAGCGACGCCAUCAACGCUCAUUGCAACUGGAUGGCAUCCGUCGCCGCAUAUUUCUGCUGUCUG